Molecule: messenger RNA, 1382 nt
Organism: Vitis riparia (riverbank grape)
Lineage: Eukaryota; Viridiplantae; Streptophyta; Magnoliopsida; Vitales; Vitaceae
Exons: 3
Coding region: 263-880 (205 amino acids)
Source: RefSeq, a predicted model, not a curated record
GUUUUUUAUUCAUUUCCUCUCCAAUUCCUCGCCGAUCACUCCCCCUUUAUAAACCUUUUCGGCUUCUGCUUCCCCACCUUUUUCCUCUGCGAUCGGCGAUGCUCUGCUCGCCGCUCCGACGUUCUCACGCCGCCGCCGACCUCUGAGUCGCCGGAGAUCUUGCUUUCAGAUCUGUGAGCUAAUUUCAGGCUGGCGGCUUGGUUCUUCACAAGGGAGGGAGUUUAGAAGAACUUGCUUCUUGAUGCCCAGAUGAGCAGAACUGAUGUUAUUGGCAGUGGAAGGAGGAGGGUUCUUCUCUUCUUCAGCUUCGGGGUACACUAAGGGCCUGACCCUUCUUCUCUUGGGUCAGAAGAACGAAGAAAAACCCAUGAGAGUUUCCCCGUGGAAUCAGUACCAGUUGGUGGACCAAGAAUCCGACACCGACCUCCAGCUGGCUUCCGGGAAGAACCGGCUUUCCCGCGGGUGCGCUUCCUUUGUCUGCUUUGGUCGCGCUUCCGCAGGACUUGAGGUCCCAUCCCCACUGAAGGUGGGCCCUGUUCAACAGCAGGAUGGCUUGCCAGGGCCUCCUAUUUCAGACAAGGGCAAGGAUCAUACUACUGAUCAUGGUGACGAUAACAAUGAAAGAGAUGUUCCUCUUAAGAGUAGCUUGAAAAAACCAUUUAAUAGUAUUCCAGUUUCUGGUGGUGAUAAUGAAUGUGAGCCAUUGGGUGAAACAUGUAGUGACAUCCCCGGUUGCACUGAAAGGAGGAAAGUGCAGUGGACAGAUGCAUGUGGUAGAGAGCUUGUUGAGAUUAAGGAAUUUGAGCCCAGUGAAGUGGGCGAGUCGGAUGACGAAUUCGACAACGGAAGUGAAAGGAGUUGUUCUUGUGCAAUAAUGUAGUUGGCUUCUUACUAUAAAAAUGUCAUAUGGUCUCAACUUUUCUAAAAAGGCAAUGCUGCAUCGCUUGAAUCACUACUAACAACAGCUCAUUUGGAUUCUCCAUUGUUGAACUGAUUUCUCUGGGAGAUAGAAAAGCAGGUUUUUGAAGGGGGGGUUUGGUACCGGAACCGGAGCAUUCGAAGGAGACGAAGUUGUGGCCAUCCCUGUAGAAGACGACUGAGCAGCUGUGUCUAUAUAAUAUUCCUGGGGAUUUCAAUUUUGUUGCUCUUGGCUUCACUUGGUUUUUCUUUUUAUUAUUCUUGUUAAAUAGAACUGCAUUGUCCAUUGGUUCAUCGUAAUUAAUAUGUAUUUUUUUUCUUUUUUCUUUUUCUUUUUUUUUAAAAAAAUUGGUCAUUUGGGUUUUUAACAGAUCUUAUGGUAUUUGUUCUUCUGGGACUAUGUAGAGCGAAUUUUGUAGACGUGACAUCUUUUUUAAAGCUUUGGAUGGUGUAAUUUUAUUUCA